AUGGCUACAGUGAAUGCAUUGAAUCCUGAACCAGAAAAUAGCUGCUGCGCUGAGUUGAAGAAGAAGUGUUCAAAGCUUCAAGAGUCACGCAACGCUCUACGCCAAGCUGUGAAGCUCCUUGAACAGAGAAUUAAUGUCGUUGAAGCUCAGAAUGUGAACCUCGAUAAAGCAUAUCGGGAAGAACAAAUGCGGGUGAAAAUUGAAGAAGAGGCAAAACUGAAAGAAUCCAAUGCUAGGGUUUGUUUAGAGAAUGAAGUUUCUGCCUUAAAAUCUGAGAUCACUACAUUGCAGCAGAAAUGUGGGGCGGGUGCUCAGGAAGGAAAUGGGGAUGUGGAAGUUUUGCAAGCCUGUAUAUAUGAUAGGGAAACAGAAAUCAAUAGAUUGAAGGAGCUUUUGAAGAAAGAAAAGAUAAAAGCUGAUUCUUGGAGGAAGUUUGCUGAGGAUGAGAAAAAGAAGGCUGCUGAAGCUCGGAAGUUAUUGGAAGUAGAGAAGAAUAAAUCUGUUGAGAAAGAGAUGCAGCUUCCCAAAAUUGAAGCAGAGAAAGCUGAGGAGUAUAGGGUUCAGCAAGUUCAGUUGGGGGAAGAACUUACUGAAACAAAAAUGAAGUUGGCAUCUGAGGUGUCGAAGUUUAAAGAGGCAACCAAAAGGUUUGAAGCUGAAAACCUGAAGCUUUUAGUGGAAAAGAGAAAUGCUGAGUCAGAGAUGGAAAAAGCUCAGGAAAGGGUAGAGGUUGAAAAACAGAAGGCAGCUAGGGAGAAAAGGUGUGCAGAUGCAGAGUUUGUCAAAGUAGAGGAGCAGAAGAAGCUUGCUGAAUAUAACUGGAAGAGGGCCAUGGAAGCAAAAUGCCUUGCUGAUCAGAUGUCUCAGAAGAUAGAAGAGGAUAAGCGAACAAUUGAGGAUUUGAAGCAGAAGAUACAUGAACUUUCAGUGGAAAAGAGAAAUGCUGAGUCAGAGAUGGAAAAAGCUCAGGAAAGGGUAGAGGUUGAAAAACAGAAGGCAGCUAGGGAGAAAAGGCGUGCAGAUGCAGAGUUUGUCAAAGUACAUGAACUUUCAGUGGAAAAGAGAAAUGCUGAGUCAGAGAUGGAAAAAGCUCAGGAAAGGGUUGAGGUUCAAAAACAGAAGGCAGCUAGGGAGAAAAGGCGUGCAGAUGCAGAGUUUGUCAAAGUAGAGGAGCAGAAGAAGCUUGCUGAAGAUAACUGGAAGAGGGCCAUGGAAGCAAAAUGCCUUGCUGAUCAGAUGUCUCAGAAGAUAGAAGAGGAUAAGCGAACAAUUGAGGAUUUGAAGCAGAAGAUACAUGAACUUUCAUCUCUAAGAAAACCCAAUGAAAUUUCUGAAGUAUCUCCUGAUGUCAGUGUGAAUGAUGAAAGUACUAAAGUACAGCUUUUGGAAAACAGUCUUGAGAAGUUACGUGCAAAGCAUGCAAGGAAAAAAAUUGAGCUUAAGCAUGCAAGGAAAACUUUUAAGGAUGCAAAGAGAAAUUUUGAAUGCGAAGCAAGUCAUCUUAGCAUUUUACAGCAUGAAUUAAGCCAUGCAAAUAAAAAGUUUAAGUCUGAAGCAACUCAUCGCAGCAUUUUACAGCAUGAAUUAAGCCACUUAAAGCUUGAUGUCAUUCAAAUAAUCCAUCACCUUGAUAUGCUGGAUGCAUCUUUUUCACCUGUCACUGGAAGUAUACAUGGCCUAACAAAGGUUGGUUUCCUUUCUGAACUAUUUGCAGCAAUAUAUGAAUUUGGAAAUUUUCCAUAUCCAUGUCCUAUGACUGUGUAUGUGGUUCCUACUUGUAGACGAAUGUCCCAGAAUGUGCGAAACAUGCAAAAGUCACAAGUUGAAAAUGAACUUAUGAAGCCUUGCAGCACAAGUACUGGUGCAUGUGAUCCCUUAAGGAAGAUCAUGCAGGAUACUCCACUUCUUGCUCUAUCUGGGGGAAUGUAUGCUGAUCCCAUGACAAGUAUUGAUUCUAAAUCGGCGCCUUUAAUAAUAAAAGGCUUCAACAGAACAUUAGAGAGUUCUGCAGUAAAGUCCAGUGAAGCAUCUUUUUCUGAUGCACAGUUGAUGAGCUCACAGGAAACGGGUGCUUUACAAGUUACUGCAUUGACAGAAUUGGCUCAGGAGAACCCUAAUGCAAGACCAAGCAUGUCAAACCCAUCUGACAGAUCAGUUAUCGAGCAUGAUAGGUUGAGGAGCAGAAUUCUUGAUACAGUUGAAUGUAUUGCAGAUUUGUCUUCUGAGGGUAAGAAGUUAAACAUGCAGGUAGAAGAUAAGCUCUGUGAUUUACGUGGUUUGUUGUAUAGCAAAAUGGACAAAUCCAUCGAAGGUGGAAGAGAGAUGGUUACUAAUGACAAGGACUAUUUACAGGAAAAGAGUGACAGGGCCCACAAGAAGAGAAACAAAUCUCAUAGGGCAAAAGCAGAUACUUCUGUGGAUGGAAAAGAAGGAAGAGGAAAGAUGAAAUCUGGAGCCUGGGAGGAUGCUAAUGACUGCAUACACACUCCCUGUCCUGCAUCGUAUACUCCAACUACUCAAACAUGCAGGGAGAGGAUAUAUGAUGCCCCAGACAUAUUUGAUGAAGUGGAUGAUGGCAAUGUUAUGCAGUUGUUGGACUUAGAAAAUGCUGCUGAUGAGGAGUACUAUAAAAAUGCAAGGGAUGUUCCCCUAUCACCAUUUUUUCCUGAGAUUGAAACAUUUGAUAGCGAUAAUCUAAAGCCUUUUCUAGAAGAAGCACUUCACGAAGACUUACUGAGUCAAAGGGAGCUGUUUACUUCAACUAGAUGCGAUGUCCUUGAUGUUGAGAUCAAUUCCAAUGAGCAAAAUAUUGAUGCUUUUACAGUUCCUUCUAACACACAUCUUAAGUCUGCACAGGCCAGAAUAUCUGAUAUAGAAUUGCCAGACAUGCAUACUUCAGAAAAUUUAACGGCUACGUUUCUGGAGGAGGCUGAAAUUGGAUCUUUACGCAAUCAACUUCCUAAUUUUUGUUUUGUCUUAUCAGAUACUGUGGACAAUAGUAGCAUAUCUAGGAAAUUUCAUGCUACAAGAAAUUGUAUAGCACGGUGCAGUUUGGAUACUCAAACAGAAUGGGCAGUUGCUAGCAUUCUGUCUGCAGUUGAGCUACAAGAAAUGCCCUUACAAAAGGAGAAGCAUUCUGUGCUGUUAACACUUCUGUUGUUCAACUUUAACUUGACUGCUGCAAUGAAAUUUGGGAAACUUUGCCAUGGGAACUUAAUCCUCUGCUUGAAUUCUUAUGCUCAACACAUUCACAGAGUUAUGACUGAUGCAGACACAAGAAUCCUGUUUUUAGAAAAACUUUCUUUACAGGAGUUUCUUUACCUCAUUGAAGAUUUUCUUAUAGUAGGAAAAGUUAUAUUUAAAAAUAUAUUGCCUACUGAGACCUUGUCAGAGAAUGAUUUGAGAACCAAUAAUUUUCCGGAUGGUGUAGACACAUUGUUUUCUGAAGUAGCUUCAAGUGAGCAGUUGGUAGCGGCGAGUAUUAUAUUAGCAUCAUUAUGUGCUGCAACUGAUCAUGUUGGAUUUAUUUGCGAUGCUUCAUAUAAUAUUCUUAGAUUGUGCAGAUGGGAUUCCUUAACGGUGCUAACUAUUCUUCACAUUUUUGCUAAUCUGGGUGGAGGAAGGUAUUUUGACUCAGACAAUUUCGGUUUAAUGGUGACUGUCUUGAAAUCUUUAGUUAUGUUUCUUGAGGAUGAGAGCAUAUCUGUUACUACUGCUUCUUGUCUUCCAUCAAUAAAUCAGCUGCAUACUGAAUUGUGUACUGGCAUUAAAUGCCCCUUCUCAGAAGGUGCUGAAUCCAUUGAUAUUGUUACAUUGUCGCUAUUAGAAAUGAUCAAGAAUUGUCUACGUCAACAAGCAGAACAAUUGGAUUCAUCAAAUUCCAGAUUCUUGCCAGAGAAUUAUAAUGCUGGACAGUGGUCUAAUCAGGAAGUGGUUCAAUGUGCCAGUAGCAUGAAUUGUGAUGCGCCUUGCUGUUUGAAAAACCAUGUUAUUUGUCCUACUCAAUCAGAUGUUAUCAAUGUUACCUUGUGUCAACUUAGUGACAUCCUCUCUUUGUUGGAGCUGGUUGCAAACAAAAUGUGUAAGAGCUGGCAGUGGACCAACGACAAACUUGUUCCUCAGCUGCUUAAUAUACUGGAUUCAUGUGUAGUUGAGAACUUUGCAGUUGCUAUCAUUGUUCUUCUUGGUCAGCUUGGAAGGCUUGGAGUUGAUAUUGGUGGAUAUGAAGAUGGAGGAGUUCAGAACUUAAGAUGUAAUUUGUUCUCUUAUUUAUGUCGCAAUUCUUCCGUGAAAGCAAGCCCUUCUUCUCUUCAAAUUGCUGCUGCCACUGCUCUGUUUGGUCUUCUUCCUCUUGAUUUUGAAACACUUUUGCAGACAAAAUCUAGUCUUCCGGCUUAUUCUAGUAAAUCUGUUUCUGACGAUGCUGGAAAUUUAAGGAAGUGGUUUUCUGGGCUAGGUAGAGAUCAGCAGGACUUGCUAUAUGGCAUUUUAAGAAGCACCAAUGUUUCUUAA
Messenger RNA from Gastrolobium bilobum, 4512 nucleotides. RefSeq lists its product as uncharacterized. The transcript is spliced from 10 exons. Bases 1 to 4512 code for a protein of 1503 amino acids. The record is from RefSeq and is a predicted model, not a curated record. NCBI's taxonomy places the organism in Eukaryota, Viridiplantae, Streptophyta, Magnoliopsida, Fabales, Fabaceae.